AUGCUGCGGUCAUCUGCAGCCUUCUGGAACCCCUGCGAGGAGGGCCGGGCCUUCUGGACCUGCUCCCGGGAGCAGGGCCGGCGGCUUGCCUUUACAGAGAGCCCGGCAGCUUUUAACAACGAAUACUUCCAGGAGGUCCUCCUCUGGGAGCAGCGGCAGAAGAUGCCGAAGCCCAAAACGCGCUACAAGGAGCGAGCAGAGAGCGAGAAGAGCUCGCCGUUGAAUCUGCUCCCCUCGGACAUCGGGAUGCUUUUCGACCCCGGGCUCCACAGCCAGGUGGAGAGGUUCGCAGCAGACGAAGCCGCGUUUUUUGCUGCUUUCGCCAGUGGUUAUCGGUUCACCAUGCGGGACCGACAUCGUCAGGCCCCUGCCUCCGCCUCCAGUCUGAACGUCCCCAUUGGUGCCUUCCGCCGUGUGCCUGUGGGAAGCGAGGACUCCACGCCAGGCACUUCCACAAGCGCAGCAGGGCUCCGGAUGCAGGGAGAAGAUGGACCCUUGCUCACGACCGAGGCCGCGAUGCUUAUGGCUGGCUCGGUCUUGUACCGUCCCUCGCUGUGCAGGCGUGACGACAUGGAAGACAGCCACAGCCUGGAAACCACGGAGAAGUUGGAAGCCGACUCGGACCUCUCUCCGCCUGGAAGCGGCCGUGCUGGCCGGCCCAUGUGCGAGGGCUGUGGGCGGCCUGUGCGCACCUGCAUUUGUGCGAGUCUUCCAUCCGAACCGCUGGCUCUGCCUUCUGGUCUGGAGAGCGUGCUGCUUCUCCGGCACCCCAAAGAGCGACGCCAGAAGCACCAGAGCGCCUGGAUACUGGAACGCUGUGUCCGCGGCGUGAGGCAGCAUGUUACGCGGAGGCUGCCGUCGGAGGUGCCCAUCGGGCUCGAGCAUUUGUACAGGGAGCCCGAAAGCUGUCUGCUCGUUUUCCCUGGACCCGGCGCGCGCCCGCUGAAGGAAGUUCUGGAUGCGAAAGUGCGACACCUAAUCCUGGUGGAUGCCACCUGGCGCUUUGCCCGCGAAAUGGCCGCCGUGUCGGAGUCUGGCGAUCCGCUGUCUAGGAUACAGCGCGUGGAGUUGACGCCGCCAUCCGGCACCCGCCCGGUAUUUGUAGUUCGCAAGCCGUUGCUACUCGGGAACACCCGCGAGCUGGAAGCGGCUGAUGGUCAUGAUUUUGUGGCAAGCGAGGACGAGCGCUGGGGCUUCAGCACGGCAGAGGCUGCAGCCUUGGCCCUCGACGAAAUCUCGGAGCUACGCACGCCGGAUGCCACCUCCAAGGAAUGUUCCCGGCUGGCAUGGCGGACGGUGGCAGCGGCCCUGGGAGCCUAUGCGCAGAUCCAGUUGGACCACACGGCCAAACCCCGCAUGCGGACCGACAGGCCUGGCUUCAUUCCAAAGCUCUACGAGGCCGCGCAGGAAGCUGCAGCAGCCGACGGUGAUGAGUGA
Symbiodinium necroappetens is the source of this 1437-nucleotide messenger RNA. Lineage: Eukaryota; Dinophyceae; Suessiales; Symbiodiniaceae. The record is from the annotation of a GenBank genome assembly.